CUGAAGUUGGGAUUACUUCACUGACAAGCUUAAACACAAGCUGGACUGUGAGAAAUCAUUGUGAACCAGGCAGAACCGCUCUUUGCUGUUUUACUGAAAUAUUGCUGGAAACUGCUAACAUGGCCUGUCAUGGACUCUUCACCACCUUCAAGUCCGUCCCCACGCUGUGGUUGUUGUGCACGUGGGUGCUGUCUCACCUGUGCACGUGCAACCCAGUUCGCUGCACGUUCCCUCCUCCUCCAUCCACCCAGAGCUACGCCAGCAGCCAGCGAGGGGACGCAAGCGACGCCGCGUCGCUGUACCACGACAUCGCCAGCAUUUCCGGCGAGGUGGCGGCGCCCCCUAGCGGCAGGCGCCCGCAGGUUCCGGAUGGAGGCAGCGUCAACACCAUCUCCACCUGCCCCUGGCACUACGAGCCCCAGGACGACGCCACCCGCUUCCCGCGCCGCAUCCUGCGAGCCAACCUGACGUACUCGGAGGGCUCGUACGGCUACUGCUUGAAAAGGGGCCCCAGUGGGUGGGAGUUGUCGGACCUGAUGUGCAUUCCCAUCAUCCGUCACGUGCACGUGCUUCGCUGCAGCGUCAUCUCCGGUCAGCCUCGUUACGCCAGGGAAUGGCUUCCGGUUCCUAUAGCCUACACCUGCGCUUUCACUGCUUGAUAGAUCUCCUUCAUUCAGUUUUGUUUCUCUUUUUAUUUUCUUCAUAUUUCCUUUUUUUUUUCUGAGGAUGUGGUAGAGGAAUUCAAAGUCGUCAAAUUCUUUAAAGCACAUUUUAGACUGCUGUUUAUUUUUUAUUAUUUGUUUUUUGAAAGGAAUUUUUUUUUAGUUUAAAAGUUGUCGUUAACCCUUUAAACUAUUCCAUAGUGCGCUUGCUGUGAGAAAGAAGAGAGAGAUUUUGCUAAACGUCAAUAUUUAUUUGUCGCCGGAUUUUUUGUCCAUAAGCAGUGUACGAACUCAUCAACCACUGACAUUUUCUUUUUCAAUAAGUGUAUUUUUUCACUGACAUUUGAUUUAUAUUCAUCCACCUCGAUGUCUUAUAUUUAAACAGUUUAUUGUACAUCAAGUGAGAGGUUCGCCUUUAUGAAGGUUUGUGCUCCAACAGGUAGUGAAAUAUCUCAUAAAUUAUUCUCGUUAACUCAAUUAAAUAUAACCCCACUCUAAUUAAUACUAAAAACAAGUUUCCUUUCCUACAGAAUA
Molecule: messenger RNA, 1196 nt
Organism: Pomacea canaliculata
Lineage: Eukaryota; Metazoa; Mollusca; Gastropoda; Architaenioglossa; Ampullariidae
Exons: 2
Coding region: 120-659 (179 amino acids)
Cellular component (GO): extracellular region
Molecular function (GO): cytokine activity
Source: RefSeq, a predicted model, not a curated record